UACACGCCUGCAGAGCACAUGCUGGCACCAUGGUGGCCGCCGGCCGAGUUUUGGCUCUUUCCCGUUGUCUGCUGUCCCAGCUGCCCCCUGGAGAGCUUCGUUCAGCACCACAGGAGUUGUGGUCUGGCCUCGGGCAGCAGCCCCGCUUUCUGGGGAAGGAGCGGCUGGCAUCUCCCACAAGUGGGGAUGGAUCGGGUGGCGGGAACAGUGCUGGAUGGAGCCUUGCCCCUCCUCAGCCUCCCCUGCAGUGCUCGUUUGUCUUCGACCGAUUGUAUUUCUGGGCUCAGGGGGCCCUUUACCCCGCACUGCCCCCCCCCCCCACUGCAGUGUCUUUUUCUCUUCGCAGGGGAAGAUGGAGACCCUGAAAGACAAGACCCUGGAGGAGCUGGAGGAGAUGCAGAAUGACCCGGAGGCCAUUGACCGUCUGGCCCAGGAGGCCCCCGAGGUCCAGGACCUGCAGCUGGAACGCGAGAUGGCACUGGCCACCAACCGCAGCCUGGCUGAGCAGAACCUGGAGUUCCAGGGUCCCCUGGAGAUCAGCCGCUCGAAUCUCUCGGACAAAUACCAGGAGCUCCGGAAGCUCGUGGAGCGGUGCCAGGAGCAGAAGGCCAAGCUGGAGAAAUUUUCUUCAACACUGCGGCCAAGUACUUUGCUAGACCUUCUGCAAAUCGAAGGCAUGAAGAUCGAAGAAGAGUCAGAGGCCAUGGCUGAGAAGUUCCUGGAGGGUGAGGUGCCCUUGGAAACGUUCCUGGAGACCUUUUCCUCCAUGAGGAUGCUGUCCCACCUGCGCCGGGUCCGUGUGGAGAAGCUCCAGGAGGUGAUGAGGAGGCCCAGAGUAUCUCCGGAGCUGGCGGGGGAUGCUCUUCCUCCUCGCCCACCUCCCCCGCCUCGCCCGGCCCCCCAGGCGACGCCCCCUGUGGCUGGCGAACAGCCACUGCCGCCCCCGCCCUCGGCAGGCCUGCCCUACCCGCUGCCCUACAGCCCAUCUCCCGGCAUGCCCGCAGGCCCCACGGCGCAUGGCGCCCUCCCGCCGGCCCCCUUCCCCGCGCUGUCCCAGCCCUACCCCGCCUACAGCGGGCCCAUGGGCCCUGCUUACCCGUCAGCCCAGCCAGCACCCAGGGCUGCUGGGGGCUACUCCUGGUCCCCGCAGAGGAGCACGCCGCCCCUGCCCAGCUAUCCCAUGGCCCCCGCUGGUGCUUCUGGCCCAGGGUACCCGUUGGCGGGGGGCCGCGCCCCCAGUGCUGGCUAUCCUCAGCAGCCGUCCUACCCCUCGACGGGAGGCAAGCCACCGUACCCCACUCAGCCCCAGUUCCCAGGCCCGCCCCAGCCCUCAGGCCUGCCUCGGCCGCCCUAUCCCACCGGCCCCACCCCUCCCUACGGGUUCCCCCAGCCUCAGGGGCCUGCCUGGCCUGGGUAUUAGAGGCUGGCCUGGCCCUUCCCUACCUCCCCUGUCCCUCAGCCUUGGGCCCACCCUCCUGAGAUUCCAGGUGAAACUGGGAGUGGAGCUGGCACUCCUCAUGGACUUGUGGGGGCACGCAGGGACCUGGGGCACCUGGCUGGGGCCCUGCGGGCCGUGGGGACAGUGGGCACAACUCAUCGACCUUCCCGGGGAAGGGGGCGCCUCCUUGCAGUGACUGGCUCUAACUUCUGCGCCGUGAGCCCGACUGGGAGUUCACACCUCUCCGUGAGUGUGUGUGAGCGGGCGUGUGUUUGUGAUCAUCUACUUGUGCCCCACACUCGCGGCACCGAACCCAAUGCGGGUCACCUCGGUGAUGAGGCUCCCUACAUCUGGCCUUGGCUCCCCCCGCCUUUCCCUGGUGUUGGCCUCUCGACGUGGUGCCCAUGCCGAGGGCUGCUGCUCUGUGUGUGUGUGUGGGGCCCCUGAGGAUGCCCGCACCACCCACGCCCAGGGCCGGGUGCGGGGAGAGAGAGCAGCUCAGCAGGACGCUCAAGCACUGUCACGUGACUUAAAGCCAUACCUGAUCUGACAGGCUGAUGUCAGAUGCGCGGGGGCCGGGUGCUGUGCAUCGAGAAGUCGGGGUUGUGAGGGUGGGCCCCAACCUGACUUGCACUGGUGGAGAAUUUGGGGACCCCCUUGUGCCCUGUGGCUGGGAGCGAGUAGCUGUGGCCCAGGAAACUGGCCACCUGGGAGCUCAUUUAGGAGUGGAGGGCCGGCUGCCCUCCCACAGCCUCCCCCCCUCCUCGGGGUGCUCCACUUCUGGCUGACUCCUCUGAGUCACUCCUCUAGUGCCUUGAAUCUCAUUGGCAGCAGCCCUGCCCUCAUCCCCUUCCUCUGAGCCCCCGGAUAUAACUCCCCACCCGCUCCCCAGCUAAGAUGAUGUCAGCAGAAGCCCUAACAGUCGCUUCCCCAGUGGUGCUUUCUAGAACACCACCGCUGUGUCGGGCUCCGUGUCUUUGCUUCUCUUGUCUUCAGCAUGUCAAGGGCAGGGACUGUGACUCCGUGUCACUGUGGCCUCCAGCACGCCGGGGAUUUAGAGCGUGCUCAGCAAUAAGCAGUGGCCUCACAGGCCCAAGGGGGGUAAAGAAUGAAGCAUUAACUUGGCGGCUCCGGCAAGAGCCGGGUCUCCAGGGCGGACUCGAGCUGCUGGGGGUGAGGAUGUCACAUGUGCCUUGCAAUGUCCGCUCCUCGAGGGCUUAGCAUCUGGCGGCCGAGGAGCUGGGGCCCACAAGGAAACUUGACCUUCUGGUGCCUGCCGGCUCCGGGCCCGCGCGCGUGGUGUGCGCGCAGCAUGGUGCUCGGCCGGCACCGGCGGCUCCUUCCCACUGUGCUCGCGUCUCCUGGUAUUUAUGAAGAGACGUCACUCAUGGACUCCACCGGUUCGAGCGCUUCGGAACCACAUGAGCGAUCGCCCGUGUGUCUGUGUAAUCAAUUGCCAUAAUAAACGUGGAUGAGUCCAGCAGUGCCGGCCUUCUGGGGUUGGGAGGUGAAGGUGUGGCAGCUUGGCGGGACAUGGAUUUCCCCGUCCUUGGGGUCACGUUCUGCUGAGAGGCCCCGCUGAGUCCCGUCCACGAAGCCCCCUCAUCCAGGCGUCACUCCCGCGCAGGGUGCCCCGCUGGCCUGUGCCCCAGGCCUGGCUCUGUCCGUAUUCCCUUCCCUCUCCUCGGGGUUUCCCCCUUAGCUGUUUGCUUGCUGGAGCCUCACUCGGGCUGGGCCUGGCAGUGAGCUGGGGCCCCGCCAUGCCUCAGGGGCCCACGAGGGGGCGGUCGGCCCCAAUCCAGCUCAGCCUGCCACGUU
Messenger RNA from Talpa occidentalis (Iberian mole), 3256 nucleotides. RefSeq names its product vacuolar protein sorting-associated protein 37C-like. The record is from RefSeq and is a predicted model, not a curated record. Gene Ontology annotation, biological process: ubiquitin-dependent protein catabolic process via the multivesicular body sorting pathway; protein targeting to vacuole; protein targeting to membrane. NCBI's taxonomy places the organism in Eukaryota, Metazoa, Chordata, Mammalia, Eulipotyphla, Talpidae. Gene Ontology annotation, cellular component: ESCRT I complex. Bases 215 to 1420 code for a protein of 401 amino acids. The transcript is spliced from 4 exons.